CGUUCAUUAGCAUUUUGGAUAUUACCCUCCGGGAGCCAGCUCCGCCUCCCGUGCUUUGAUUGGACACACUGUUACUGGAGCUGUCAGCUCGGCUCUGGGAAGGUUUCCUCUCCCAGUCCGGUGUCUCGAGCUCGAGACGGACCGACUGCAGCUCGCGACGGGCUCUGCACGCCUUUGUUAGCGAGGCACUGAGGGAAGACCGAGACGCAUCCAUGCAGUAGCGCACUUUUUUGUGGAAAAUGAUCAUCUGUACGAAUAAAAUGGAGUACCCCCUGAGAACCCAGUGCCAGCGAGCCCACAAACAGGUGAUGGUGAAUGGUGAGAACGAGCGAGUGUCGCUGCUGUUCAUGAAGGCUCUGGUCAGCAGGGGGAGCGUGGACGCCGUGUCCCAGCAGAUGGCCUCUCACCCUCAAUACUUGGAGAGCUUCCUGCGGACACAGCACUAUAUCCUGCACAUGGACGGCCCCCUGCCGCUGCCGUACCGCCAUUACAUCGCCAUUAUGGCUGCGGCACGACAUCACUGCAACUACUUGGUGUACCUGCACUCAGCCCAGUUUCUGAGGGUGGGCGGGGACCCUCUGUGGCUGCAGGGUUUGGAGGCGGCGCCCCCUCGCCUUCGUCUCCUUGACCACAUCAACAAAGUGCUGGCCCACCAACCCUGGCUCACUGCCUGCUCACACAUCCAGACGCUGCUGAAGUCGGGCGAGCAGUGCUGGUCGCUGGCUGAGCUGGUGCAGGCUGUGGUGAUCCUGGCCCACUGCCACUCCCUCUGCAGCUUUGUGUUUGGAUGCGACACAGACUCUGACUUUGUUCCUCUCUCCAAAUCUACCAACGGUUUCCCGCCGACCUUCUGGCCCUUUGAUGCUGCCAACGGCAACACCAAUGUGCCUCAGUCGCUCGCCACUCCCUCAGAACACAUAACACGAAGAAGGUCUCUGGACUCCAGUUGUGAUAUGGUGUGUCUAAAGGAGAGGAUUCAGAAGUCCCAGGAAGAGCGCGAGAAGAGAGAGCGUCUGCUACAGACACAAACACUCCAGCAAACAGACAUCGAAGAAGAAGAGGAGAUGAUGUGCUUCACAGACUCGACGCAUUUUAUCACAGACCCUGACUUGUGCUAUCAGGAGUUUGCUCGUAGAGAGCAGGACCACUUUCAAGUAUUUAGAGUUCAGGACUAUUCAUGGGAGGACCACGGCUUCUCCUUAGUCAACAGAUUGUAUUCGGACAUCGGGCACCUCUUGGACGACCGAUUCAGGAGUGUGACUACUCUCCCCUCGAUGCACAGCCCCGACCUGAAGAGGGCGAUUUGGAAUUACAUCCAUUGUGUGUUAGGAAUACGGUAUGAUGAUUAUGACUACGGAGAAGUGAAUCGGUUGCUGGAGCGGGAUUUUAAGCUCUACAUCAAAGCUGUGGCUUGUUUUCCGGAUGCCACCAAAACUCCAGUGUGUCCGCUGAGUUUGGCUCCCCUUAAACCUUCGGAGCGGAUACACGUUAAUUUACUAAUCAUGGAGGCCCGGCUGCAGGCUGAGCUGCUAUACGCUCUGAGAGCCAUCACUCAGUACAUGAUUGCCUAAGUGCUCGGAGAGGCACAAAGCUAAAACUCUCCGCCGGUACAGAGAGACCCAGAGACGCGAGGAUGAAGAAAUCUAAACCGCAGACGGUGAAGUGGGACGAGAGCGGCACAUUUGAGGACACAGAGUUCCAUCAUUUAGAAGCUGUGCCUCCAUGAAUGUGCUUUUCUUUUUCUCAGAUUCAAUGUAUUUAUACCAUAGUGUGCCAUGCCCCCCUCCUCCUGCAGAUUCUUCUGUUCUCUUAUCGAACAUCUCGGCUCUUCAACGUUAUGUGCAAUUAUUAGAGUUGUUUAAAUUUGUACAUGUUGUUUUGUGUUACUCAGUCUGUGAGAAACAGCUUGGCUGUAGCAGUGUGUUACUGGCAGUGGUCAAUACUCUCGUUAGUUUCAUCCAUCUCCUUUGUAUUAACUAUGCUUUCCCCCCCCAAAAAUAUCUUUUUGUACAAGUUGAAUGUUGGUGGGAGACCAGGGCCUCGGUUAUGUUUUGGACAAUCCUUGUCAGUGUUGGAGGAGGUCUUUAAGUGGACCGUGACGGACGACAGUUUCACUCUCCCUAACAUUUCGUAUUAAUGCUGGUCAAGAACAAACGCAUCAGUUACACUGCUGGAAGUUAUCACAUCACUAUAGUUUCUUUUAAUAAGCACUUUUUUAAACUUUAUAUAUUUAUAAUGCAAGGUAGCUCAUUAGUAGACAUUGAGACGCACAGUGUGUGGGUCUGACGCCUUCUCCACUGUAUGACGUGUAACGAAGAUUUUUAGACUGUUUAUCCUCCAACUUUCGGACUUUGCUUUUGUUCUCAAGGUAAUGAUGUUUUCUAAACAACAUAUUCACACCUCAUAAAUACAUUUGUAAAGUAUAAGUACAAGUCAGUGAGCUGUUUCCUACAGUGAAGAUUAAGCUGAGCCAUUUGCUUAAUGAUUUGUGUGCUUUUAGUAUGGAUGUGCUUUAAAAGAGAUCAAAUCAGAGACUGAAUUACAGUCUCAAGGUCAUUAAAGACGCUACAGUAAAGUGAUGAAUUGGAUCGAUGAGAAGUGCCCAGUUGACCUGCACUGGUCAUGAGUAGAGAUGAUUAUCAAGUCAAAAUCCACGGUACAUUUGGCGAAGCAGAACAAUGUGCAAACUAGUUGUUAAAACACUUGUAUCUUUUUUUUCUGUCUGUUUUUAAUUUGUUAUAGUUUUUGUAAACUAUGGAGUACUUCUUUGUUUUGUUUCUGGGUGUGACGGUAGGACCUGCUUGUUGUGCUGCAUUCUGGGUAGAUUUAGAGGCGUGACUGACUGUUUAGAGUUAGUAACUGCAGUAUGUAGAAAAGAAACAAGCGCAUAUCGAGCAUAUAAAGCAAAUGCGCUGUUAACACAGGUGCCUUCAGGCUAAAACUGGAGUGCUGCUGAAGUGGAGGGAUGUGAUUCUUGGAGGUUGAAUGUGAGCUUGGUGGAAACGCACCCAACUGACCAGUUGGAAACUUGUGGCUUUUCCCGCAUGAAAGGGAGCUAUUUUUCUUGGUUUUGGUCAGCAUUGUUUCUGAUAAAUAUUAUGGCUGUGAACACCCGUGUUUUCGAUCAGACACCUUUUACAAUCCCCAGCAAUUCAGCGAAGAGCCUUUGACGCAGAUGGAUGUUAAAAUGUUAAACUUGAGCAGAUUUUUUUUUAAAUGAUCUAUUAAAAAAAAAAAAGAAAAAAAAAGUGAAAAGGCCAAAAAAAUGUUUUUUGAAAAUGUGAAGAAAUGUUUUCUAUAAAGACGCUCUAUGAAAAUAA
Molecule: messenger RNA, 3320 nt
Organism: Cyclopterus lumpus (lumpfish)
Lineage: Eukaryota; Metazoa; Chordata; Actinopteri; Perciformes; Cyclopteridae
Product: sestrin-3
Exons: 9
Coding region: 240-1571 (443 amino acids)
Biological process (GO): negative regulation of TORC1 signaling; regulation of response to reactive oxygen species; cellular response to leucine starvation
Cellular component (GO): nucleus
Molecular function (GO): oxidoreductase activity, acting on peroxide as acceptor; L-leucine binding
Source: RefSeq, a predicted model, not a curated record